AUGAUCGCUUACAAUAAAGAGCUUUAUCGAGCAAACUAUGUGCACAUUUCGCCGAGUUACAACCCACGUGAACAGUGGUAUCGAAUUGCGAAACACGAUUGGGCACUUUUGCAAUUGGAAAGGAAAAUCCCGUUGAAUGAUUUGAAUUGUCAAUCAAAAAUACGCCCAGUUCCAAGCAUUUGGACAAAUGAGACUGAUGGAAUGGCGAAAAAAAAAUGUUUUCUCAUUGGAUUUGGACAAACCGAAGAUCCUUCCUAUACCAUAUGGCCACCCAUGCAAAAGGUGGCAGAGAUCAUUUCAAUGAAAGGGGAUCCUACAUUCAACACCGUUCUCAUUGAAUCGACUCAUCGCAAUGCUGCAGCUUGUCAGGGUGAUUCGGGUGCCCCAGUGGUUUGUCGAAUCAAUGAUAAAUGGUAUGCGAUCGGUUUGCUCAUUGGUGGCACUUUUCACUCGACACAUCAUAAGACCCAUGUUGAAACUUGCUUGAAUAUCAAGAGAAAUGCGUUUGUUCCUUUUGAGACUUUAUUUUCCGAUUUUGGCGUGAAUGGGAGAACAACUCCAUUAAUGUCAGCUUUGAAAUAUCUUCGACGUUUCGAUGAUGUGCUUCGUUUUCAAAAAUGUCAU
This is a messenger RNA of Mesorhabditis belari, 624 nucleotides long. Lineage: Eukaryota; Metazoa; Nematoda; Chromadorea; Rhabditida; Rhabditidae. The record is from the annotation of a GenBank genome assembly.